Lodderomyces elongisporus is the source of this 2748-nucleotide messenger RNA. RefSeq lists its product as uncharacterized. Gene Ontology annotation, biological process: positive regulation of ribosomal protein gene transcription by RNA polymerase II. The transcript has a single exon. NCBI's taxonomy places the organism in Eukaryota, Fungi, Ascomycota, Pichiomycetes, Serinales, Debaryomycetaceae. The record is from RefSeq and is a predicted model, not a curated record. Gene Ontology annotation, molecular function: DNA-binding transcription factor activity, RNA polymerase II-specific; RNA polymerase II cis-regulatory region sequence-specific DNA binding. The coding region runs from base 1 to 2748 and encodes 915 amino acids.
AUGGACGAUAAUUAUACUGAUACUCUGACAAACCAGCCGAUGUUCUAUACCAAUUCACCCACAACAGCCAAUAAUACAAGUAGAGCCACAACAGGAGCAACAACUACGUCAACAUCCCACCACCCCGGAGUUGGCAAUAACAACAAAAACAGCAGCAGCAACAGCAAUAACAACGGUAAUUCAAAUAACAAGAACAACAAAAACAACAGCAGUAGCAGUAACAGCAACAGCAACAGUAAUCCCGUUGGUAUCGUUGAUGUGAAUCGCCAUAAUAGUACACCCGAUACUAACAACUCAAUCCAUUCCAUGAAUAAUAGUAAUAAUAGCAAUAGCAAAAACAACAACAACAACAACAACAACAAUAAUAAUAAUAAUAACAGUAAUAAUGGCAAGAAUAAUAACACUAGAUCAUCUUCGGCUAGUAUGAAUGGCCACGACUCAGGCGUACCAACACCAAGAAGUAUAGGUGUAGGGGGUGGGAGUUCAGGUGGAGUGCUACAAGGAAAUAGUCACAAUCAUGAUUUGGGAGUGGUUGGAAAUGGACUCUCCAACACAAUUGUUCGACAACCUCACCACAAUAAUGUCGGAAACGCCAACAACGAGUCUGUACAAACCCCACAUCACCAACCUCAACUUCAACAUCACCAUAGCUUUCAAGGCGGAGUGCAAAGUGGAGCAGGUUCUGGAGGCAGGCUCAAUGAUCAACACACCAUCAAUGAUUUAUACCAAUUAAUUGGUCAACUACAACAACAAAAUACCAUUAAUAAUCAAAUAAUGAUGAAAAUGAACUAUAUGUCGGAGUCCUUGCAACAAGUUCAACAAAAUCUUCGCGAAUUGAACCAGCAGGUUAUGUACACUAUCAAGGGCAACAACAAUGGUUCUAAUGUGUUUGGUGGAGGCAAUGCUACUGCGUUUGAGUUAAGUACUGGAGCAGGAGGUAAUAAUUUCAACAAUCAGUUUAAAACAAUUGAGAUCUUCACAAAGCAUUUGAAAAAGUUGAACAAAGAAAUGGAAGAAAUGACGAAUGGGCAUCAAAUGGGGCCAAGUUCAAAUGCUGGGGCACCUGCCGACGUAAUUACACAGAAUGGGCAACAAGCGCAGCAGCAACAAACCGAACAACAACAACAACAACAACAACAACAACAACAACAACAACAACAACCAAUACCACCACAGCAGCAGCAGCAGCAGCAACAACCACAACAACAGCUUCCACAUAAUACUGCCUCGGCAUCUCAUCAGAUCCAAGCGAACUCGACCAAUAGUGCUUUUGAAGAUGACGAUUUAUCUAGAAAGAACCUUUUCCGUUCACUCGCAGGUACAGCAGGAUCAGCAACAAUAUCUAAUGCUACAUCUCCUUACAGUUUUGAGAAUUUCGGGGGUUAUACAACUCACGGUGCAACAACAACUACGACAAGAAAUGGUGUUGGCAUUGGUACCAACGGUGCCCAACUAAAUGGAAGUAUGAUAUAUGAUAAAUCACCUUUAGCGCAGGCGCAGAUUCCGCAGAUUCCACUUUCAUCACAACAACAACAACAACAACAACAACAACAACAGCAGCAACAACAACAACACCAUCAUCAACAGCAUCAGCUAAAGGGAGGUCGAAAUAAACAAUUUAGAAACAUCAACCGCCCACCUUUACUCUCACAACAACAACAACAACUCCCCCAAAACCAACAACACCUACAUCAUCAACUGCCGCCUUCAUCAGCACCACCCGUACCAGUACCAGUACCAGUACCACCAUCAUCAUUAUCUUCUUCUUCAUCACAUGCUCAAAAUAAUGCCUUUGCUAAUUCCUAUAUGCUUCCCAUGCCUCCCUUGCUCACCGAAGAUAAGACCAGCGGACUCAAUGAUCCAUCGUCGCAAUUCAUGAUGCCACGAGAGAAUGGCAAUUUGAUGACAUCUUCAUUGCGACUGCAGCCCUCGCAUACUCGAGCCAUACCACCUCAGGCAUCGACAGCAACAUUCCCAUUUGAUGAUAAUGACAUUGAACAAAGCAUAGAUGAAUUGGAACAACAGGCUGGUGGGCCAAGUUCAAAUAAUGGCCCAGGACAGAAUAACUCUAACUCCAACAGCAGUAGCAAUCACCGGAACGCUGAUGACAACAACAGCAACAACAAUAGCAAUGGCAACCCACAACAACAUCAACACCAACACCAGCACCAGCACCAGCAACAACAACAACAACAACAACAACAACAACAACUAGGGAAUCAGUCCUCUACAGUUGCUCAUCAUGAUCAAAUUGAUAUUGUCAAUGGUCACAUUCUAGACCAUAGACACGAUAAUCAAGUUGCCAAGACGCCUUACGGCAAGCGAAGAAAAGUAAGUACGAACAGUAUUCAUAGCAUGACCAGCAGAAGCAGCAGUAUCACGGCAGAUUUGAAGAAUACUACGCAUCCCAAUGAUGUUCCACAAUAUAAAUUAGAACGAAGUUUAAAAAACAUUGAGGAUAUUUGGAAAGAAUAUGCUCAUGGAAUGAACGAUAAGCCGCCAUUGAAAACACUAGAGUCCAAGUUUGGAACGAAAUGGAGAAAUGAGACUGAAUCACGAACAUUUUUGAGAAGGAAGAAAAUAUAUGAGGCGAUAGAAAUUGGGAAAAGUAAAGGGUACGAGGAAGAAGAAGUUAUCAGAGAAUUGGAAGAGUAUAGAAGUUACGAAAAAGCAGGUAAUGUGAAGAAGAGGCCAUUGUCGUGGUUGAGUGCAAACAUGCCUGAGAAGUAUAAUAAUCCUGAAGAAUGA